Messenger RNA from Neltuma alba, 1051 nucleotides. Its product is annotated as protein EXORDIUM-like 2. NCBI's taxonomy places the organism in Eukaryota, Viridiplantae, Streptophyta, Magnoliopsida, Fabales, Fabaceae. The record is from RefSeq and is a predicted model, not a curated record. The transcript has a single exon. The coding region runs from base 50 to 946 and encodes 298 amino acids.
CUUUAGAUAAUCCUUCUCUGAUACAGUUGUUCUGAGUUUGACCUCGAAAAUGCCUCUUAUUUACCAUCAUGCCAUUGUCUUCUUCACUGUGUUGUGGCUGUGGCUUGUGGCUGAGGGGGCUCUGGUACAGCAACAGCCCUUGGUGCUCAAGUACCACAACGGUGAGCUCCUGAAGGGGAAGAUCACCGUUAAUCUUGUCUGGUAUGGAACCUUCACUCCCAUCCAACGGUCCAUAAUCGUGGACUUCAUAGAAUCCUUAAACUCCCCGAAGGCUCCACUUCCUUCGGCGGCCACAUGGUGGGGCACCACCGGGAAGUACAAGGGCGGAUCCUCUGCUCUCGUCGUAGGGAAGCAAUACCUCCACGAGACGUACUCUCUUGGUAAGUUCCUCAGGUCGAGGCACUUGAUCGCGUUGGCGUCCAAGUUCAACGAGCUUGACUCUAUCACCGUCGUCCUCACUGCCAAGGAUGUUGCCGUCGACGGGUUCUGCGUCAGUCGAUGUGGUACUCACGGGGCGAUCCGACCUGUGGGAGGUAAGCCUCGCAGAGCUUUUGUCUGGGUUGGGAAUCCCGAGACUCACUGUCCAGGUCAAUGCGCGUGGCCAUUCCACCAGCCCAUGUAUGGCCCGCAGACUCCGCCGUUGGUGGCGCCGAACGGUGACGUCGGUGUUGACGGAAUGAUCAUUAACUUGGCCACCUUGCUGGCCGGCACCGUGACGAACCCCUUCAACAAUGGCUACUUCCAGGGUCCACCUACGGCGCCGCUCGAGGCUGUAUCGGCUUGUACUGGGACUUUCGGGAGCGGCUCGUAUCCCGGAUAUCCGGGCCGGGCUCUGGUAGACAAGACAACCGGGGCGAGCUACAAUGCACACGGCGCGAACGGCCGGAAGUAUUUGCUUCCGGCGAUGUGGGACCCUCAGAGCUCGGCGUGCAAGACUCUGGUUUGAGCUGACGAGGACGAUGAUGGCUAACUUUACACGUGGCGGAAUCUGAUGGAGCGGGUGUAGAUAUGGAUGGGUAGGGACGGAUGCAGGGGAUGAUGAUGUUACGAA